Rotaria sp. Silwood1 is the source of this 1104-nucleotide messenger RNA. The record is from the annotation of a GenBank genome assembly. NCBI's taxonomy places the organism in Eukaryota, Metazoa, Rotifera, Eurotatoria, Philodinida, Philodinidae.
AUGGGUUGUUGUUAUAAUACAUCAAACAUUGUUACCAUUUCAAACACCAAUCCAGCUGUAACAGCAAUCACUGAAUAUGAAUUCAUUGAAAAAGUGAUAUCAACUAUACCUCUUAGUCAACGUGAUUUGAUUCGAAGAAUUCCAUCUCAUUAUUUUCUUACAGCUUAUGCUUUUUAUAAAAAUGCUCAAAAUUUAUUGAAGCAUGAAAGAUUUGAAGAAGCUGAAUUAGCAUGUAAUAAUGCUGUUGAUAUGCUUUUACAAUAUUUACAUCCAACACAUUAUAUAUUCCAAAAAAUACUUGAAAUCUAUACAGAUUCUUGUCUUCGUCGAGAACACUUUGCAAAGGCUCUGUGUAGCACAUUCACCUGUAUUUUAAUUCAUUCUGAAAUAUCUUCUGUUGAUCAAGCAUCGUUAUCUACAAGGGAAAAUUUUCGAAUAAUCGAGUACUACUUUCGAAUGGGUGCCAUCUAUAAAAAUAUGAAUGAUAUGAAGAAUGCUUUGAAAUAUAUGCUACAAGCACGACAAAUGAUUUCAUCAUGGCCUCAGGUUGAAGAAAUAAUCAAUUUUACUCGAAUUAUUGAUGAUAACAUUCGAGACGUACGCGAACCAAAAUUGACUAUUCAACCUGUUCAUCCUCGUCCUGAUGAAAGUGACAUUGAUUUUUCUCGGCGAUUCACACUUGAAAUGGCUCAGUUUAACGCUCAAAGAGGUACUCUCCAAUUUGAUGUAUCAGAGUUUACCCGUUUACCUCUGAAAUCGACCGAAUAUUUGAUUACACCGGCUAUUUUAAAAAAAGUGUAUAAAUGUUUAUAUAAUGAAUUAUCAAAAAAUGGUCUAAUGGCACGAGUCGCUCGUCUUGCUAUAGAAUCUCAAUUAAUUGCAGCUCAAAUAAAAAAUUCAAUACCAGAAUUGAAACAAAACAGUCUAUUAACACCUAUGUUGAUUGAAGCCGCUUUAACAAUUGUUAUCGAUAGACAAGAUGAAUAUUGUCAAAAAUUAAAACGUGAAUUGAGAUUCGAAAUCUUCUAUACUGACUUUAGUAAUUUUCAUCAAAAUGGUGUUCGAGUAUUCAUAAUAAGAUAUGUGAAAAGCGGCGAUGAUUAG